Nematocida minor is the source of this 174-nucleotide messenger RNA. RefSeq lists its product as uncharacterized. The record is from RefSeq and is a predicted model, not a curated record. Bases 1 to 174 code for a protein of 57 amino acids. NCBI's taxonomy places the organism in Eukaryota, Fungi, Microsporidia. The transcript has a single exon.
AUGGUGCAGGGGGUCCUCAGCAGAAGAAAAGAGAAAAGUAGCCAAAAAAGGGGGAGACAGAGCAUUACGCAGUACAAAAAAGGAAAAAGAUCCUGCACGUCAGAAGAGAAACACAAAAGACAGAUAAGAAACAGGAUAGAAGAGCACUUAAAGGAGAGAAGCAAGAGAAUAUAA